AUGUCCCGCAAGCCCAAGCCCAUUGAAAUCGACGGACGGACCGGCGAAGGAGGUGGUCAAUUAGUCCGCGUCGCCAUAGCCCUCGCAGCAGUCACCUCACAACCAGUCCGCAUCACAAAUGUACGCGGCAACCGUCCUGCCCGUGGUGGAGGAGGGGCCGGAGGGGGCAAUAGCAAAGGAGGCGGGCUCAAAGCGCAACACGUCACGGCGAUCCGCUGGCUCGCAGAAGCAACAGAAGCAGACGUCGACGGCCUCUCCGUAGGCAGCAGCACCCUCACCUUCACACCUAGACUACCGCCCUCCGCCGCCCUCAACAACAACAACAACAACAAGUCCCGCAAGAUUACGAUCGCGGCGGACACGGGCGCCGCAAGCACACUCCUCAUCCUCCAGGCCAUCCUCCCCUUUCUCCUCUACGCAGCCGCUGACCCUGACGUGGACGCCGAGCCCGGGAAUGCCUCGUCCACGUCGCCCAUCGAGCUCGAAAUCACGGGCGGCACAAACGUAGGCUGGUCCCUCUCCUACGAGUACCUCGACCAGGUCCUCCUCCCGCGCCUCGAAUCCUCCUUUGUCGGCAUACACGUCGCCCGGAGACUGGUCAAGCGCGGAUGGAGUCUGGGACCGCAGAGCAGGGGCGCCAUCGCGCUCACGAUCCGUCCCCUGAAACCAGGCCAGACGUUGCGUCCCGCGGUGCCUUCUGACCCACCAGAGGAGAGCACGCAGGACGGACCGCCAGGCAUCCGCGAGGUACGGCACGUGGACGUCUCGAUGAUCGUCCCCGCGCACAUGCACGCCGCCCUCCAGGACAAGUUGGCGCAGGACAUUACCCGCGCCUUCCCUGACGCAGACAUCGACUUCAAGGUCGUCGAGGACUCGGGUCACGACGCGCGAGUGUACACGCUUCUCGUGGCCCGUUCCGCCUCCGGGACGUUGCGUUGGGGCCGCGACGUGCUCAUGUCUACGCCCAAAAAGGGGAAGCAAGGGGGCAAGAACGAGGACGUCGUAUCGCUCGUCAGCCGCAAGGUCGUCGGCGGCCUGGUCAAGGAGCUUUCUAUACGGGGCUCGACAAUGGACGAGUUCUUGCAGGAUCAGCUCGUCAUCUUCCAGGCUUUGGCGGAUGGGACGACGUCGUUCCCGCGUGCCCCUGCCCCGAUAAGUGGUGCUAAUGACGUGGAGGUUGUGAAUCAGGGCGUGGCGCAGUUGGAUCUGGGGGAGAAGAUGAGGAAGGACAGGACGGACAAGCCAUUCGGACACGGCAGCUUGCAUUCUCAGACGGCGAGAUGGGUGGCGUCGGAAAUCCUGCCGUCGGUAGAGUGGUACAACAAGGGAACGAUAUGCAAAGGCGUGGGAAUAAGCUUCAGUUAG
Messenger RNA from Colletotrichum orchidophilum, 1365 nucleotides. RefSeq names its product RNA 3'-terminal phosphate cyclase. Gene Ontology annotation, biological process: RNA processing. Bases 1 to 1365 code for a protein of 454 amino acids. Gene Ontology annotation, cellular component: nucleus. The transcript has 2 exons. NCBI's taxonomy places the organism in Eukaryota, Fungi, Ascomycota, Sordariomycetes, Glomerellales, Glomerellaceae. The record is from RefSeq and is a predicted model, not a curated record. Gene Ontology annotation, molecular function: RNA-3'-phosphate cyclase activity.